UGCGCUGCCGGCUGCUGCUCACCUGCGUCCGCCAGCUCUUCCCUGACUCGCGCGCGUCACCAUGGAAGUCGAGGAGGACGACGACCCUGCGGCGGCAAGCGCGUGGCCGGGUUCCCCCAGGCGCCGCCACCUCCUCCAGUUCCUCCUCCACGCCUCCAAGCGGCUCGACCUCCGGCCCAUCGUCAAGUACUCCGCGCUGGCGUUCUUCGCCGGACGCUUCCUCCCCGCACUCCCGAGGAAGAUGGGGUUCUGUGGCGCGCGAAACGGAGGAGCCGUGAGGUCCUGGCUCCUCGAGCCCCUGAGAGACAGCAACCUGGAGCUCUUCGCGCUCGUCGCCGUGUGGAUCGCCAGCAAGAUCCAUGAUGUAAGGCCGCUCUCCGCGAAGAGCCUCAAGGCGCUGGGAGAUCGCAUCAUCGCCGACCAGCAUUUCACAUGUCGCGAUUUUGCUGUGGCCGAAUUGGUGUUCAUGGAGGUAGUGGAGUAUAACAUUGGAUCUUCAAGCAUUGCUUUCAUAUACCUGGAGGAGCUUCUCAUUCACUUCAGGGAAAUAUCAAAAUUAGGUGAUCUUUUGGAUCUGGAUGUGUGCAUGGAGAUUUUGGAUCUUCUGUAUGAGACUGAAGAUACCUCGUUGCUUUUUAACUCUCCCUGUUCACUUGCUGCUUCAACUCUUGUUGCUGCAUAUGCUAUAUCAGUUCCUAAGCAGACAUGGGAGUUUCCAAUCCUUCCUUGGGUCAGAUUUGCUACAACAUAUGAUGAAGAGGAAAUCAUGAAGAUUGUUCUGACAAUUCUCAUGCACGUGCUCAAACCGGAUGAGAUCAAAGACAAGGACAAGAUGGAAUUCGAUGUCUGAUGUUUAUUGCGAAUACGGUAGAGCACAAGAUUGUGGCCCAGUUUUGCCCGUUGUGAAGUACUAACGCCGUCUAACUAAGACUGCUAUACAUGUUUGUAGGAGAUACUGUAGCCUGGUUUUGUCCAACAGUUUCGAGAUUAAGAUGUCGAAUACAGUCCUGUGAACUGAACCAUAUGGUAUUUAAAGGAAUACACCUAAGCACCUCGUGAUGGUAUUAUGUAUUGAACAUAUGUUGAAAAAUGAUGCCUGCUAAUCAAUCGCGUAAACAUUUCCAAGAGUAAUGCCUUCACAUGGGAGCUCAGCAUAUAUGACCAAUGUAGUGGUGCACUGGUGCUGGAUCGCUCCUGGCUCCUGCUGUUCUGCCUCUUUGAGCUCUCCAAUGGAUGUACCGUUGCACCCUCACGCCUAGGUGCACUCUAUGAACUUCAUGGAGUUUUUUUUUCCUUCCCUUUCUGCAAUGUGCUAUACCACUUGACAAUUGUGAAAUAGCGUGAUAUAGUGAUGAU
Molecule: messenger RNA, 1356 nt
Organism: Phragmites australis (common reed)
Lineage: Eukaryota; Viridiplantae; Streptophyta; Magnoliopsida; Poales; Poaceae
Product: cyclin-J18-like
Exons: 9
Coding region: 62-850 (262 amino acids)
Source: RefSeq, a predicted model, not a curated record